This is a messenger RNA of Trichomycterus rosablanca, 4385 nucleotides long. RefSeq names its product zinc finger protein 420-like. The record is from RefSeq and is a predicted model, not a curated record. NCBI's taxonomy places the organism in Eukaryota, Metazoa, Chordata, Actinopteri, Siluriformes, Trichomycteridae. Gene Ontology annotation, molecular function: DNA-binding transcription factor activity, RNA polymerase II-specific; RNA polymerase II cis-regulatory region sequence-specific DNA binding. Gene Ontology annotation, biological process: regulation of DNA-templated transcription. The transcript has 2 exons. The coding region runs from base 481 to 2769 and encodes 762 amino acids.
AAUUUCAUCACUCAAAAUGUGACAAUGAAAUGUUUGACUUGCACAUCUCAAAGACAUUAAAUACCAGUUUACACCUAUUAAUAAUAAAAAGGAUCUGACCAAUGUGCAAUUCAAGGAGACAUUACUACAAGGACACUCAUGCUGAAAGACAUACAACUUCUUAACCAGAGACAAUGACUCAAGUAACCAUCAAGCACUGAAACGACAGUACUGUUAAAGACUCGUGAAUCCAAUCCAGCCUUUGAAUUGUGUGUUGCAGAACUUUGGAAUAUCACUAUCCAUACGAAAAGCCAUUCUACGCUGCAAUCUCCACUUGGCACAACUGACUUUAAAGUGGGAACAGUUGGUGAUUGUCAACAGCAGAUCAGUUCAAAGCAGACCAAAUCCAAGGGGUCUUACCGGAAUGAUGUGUACAAUAACUUCAAAGACCAACGCUCUCAAGGCAACCUAUAUGCUGGACCAUCCUCAUGUGGUGGAGGCAUGUCAGGGCCAGCACUAAGAAAAGCACCUUUAGCCCCUAAUCUGCACCCACACCCACACCCACAAAGCCAAAAUCAACAGCAUCACCAACAGCAAACACAUUUACCCCUUUCGUCUCUGCUGGACGACUCCGAAGACGAUGUUACCAGCUCAGUUAAUAAUGCGAUCUCUGCUAUAACAGCUGCGGCAGCAAAUUGCAUGACUGGUGAUCUUAAUACCGGCAGUCGAGCAGACGAUAGAAGGGAUAUCAUUGGCGGGCUACUUGGAGGUCUUGGUUUAGGCCCUCUUAGCUCCCCUGGUGGUCCAUCAUCAACAUCCGGAAUGGACAGGUUUAGGGGUGGUGAAAACCAGGAUGCCCUGGCUCUCCAUCAGCAGCAGAAUCCACAGACGUCAGACGGAAAGCCCAAACGUCCUCGGAAGCCCCGUAAAAAGAAAGAAAUGGGCAUGCCGGGUGCAGAGCCUCCCAAAAGAAGACAGCCAAGAACUGCGGGGACAAUUGGUGACAUAAGACCUUAUUUAUGUAGCAUUUGUGGUCGAGGCUUUGCGAGAAGAGAGACCCUACGAAGACACGAGCGCAUACACACUGGAGAGAAGCCUCAUCACUGUACAGUAUGCGGCAAAUACUUCAGAGAGGCAUUUCACCUCAGUAAGCAUCACACAGUACAUUCUGGAGAGAAGAACUAUAAAUGUCUUCUGUGUGGAAAGGACUUUGGAUAUGCACAAAGCCUUAAAAGACACGCAAAGUUACACCAGAAAGGGGAAAUUGAAGAAGUACCAACAACACCUGGAGGGGAAAACCUUUCCAACUAUUCAACUCCUGGUGGGAGCAUGGGGCAAGGAGGUCAAAGUAGCACUUCAUUCUACUCCUACCCACAAGAUGUUAAACCCCAAGGACCGAAUCCCCAGCCUCCUCCCAGACUAUACACAUGCGCUAUUUGCUGGAAGUCUUUCCGUCAUCACUUCCACCUGACUGCUCAUCAUCAAACAGUGCAUGAGGGAGGUGGCGACAAGCUGUUUUCUUGUGAAGUAUGUGGAAAAGCCUUUGCAUAUUCCAACAGCCUCACAAGACACAGACUGUCUCAGCAUGGCCUAACACGUACUGGCCAAGGAACACAGCAAGGAAGCACUGGCGUCACUGGAGAAGACAGCACUGUCGGCACCUCAGUAUCUGAGAGUGAAGCAGCCACAAAUGCUUUACUUCAGCUUGCACCCAGUGCUGAAAACCAAGGAGAAGAGGAAUCCCACAGUGCAAUUCUUCACAGCCACCAGCAUGCGCCACCUCAGCCACAAGCUGGGUACUCACCUCUGUUCUACGUUCCUGAUACCAACACACCGCUCCCUUCCUCAUCGAAUACCACUCCUUACACCCAGCCUCUACCCUCCAGUUCCUCUAUACCAUCUCAUCAGCACACUGGAGUGAAAGGUGAGCCCAUGUAUCAAGUCGGCCAAAGACAUACACUAAACCCAAACCUACCCCUUCACUCGCAUGUACUGCCUCUGCCGGAGCAACAUCACCACCACUCCCACCUCCAGCAGCACCUAGCAAACGUCCAGCCCCACCAUCACCACAGCUUUCACAGCGAGGACGACCUGAGGCGUCGCAAGAAAAAAAAAAAAAGACAGGACGGGAGAGAGAAGAUAGGCUACGGAUGGAACCAGAGCGCAAGAAUUGAAAAGGGGCUAAUAGAUCUCUCAGCUGGGGACUGGGAGAAAAAUGAGAAGAGAAGAGUUCAGAGGAGAUUAAGAAAAGCAUUCCGUAAAAGACAACGGAAAUUUAGGAAAAAGAUGGCUAUGCUUCUGAGAAUUAGACGAGGUAAUGGAGGAAGCAGAGUCGUGUGUGAACUAAGUCCUUCAGGAGGACUGGAACUGUAUAGUCUGUUCUCUUUCCAAGUCCCUCUCAAGCGAUUUCCUUGCCCCUUCUGUUUCCUUACCACAUUUUCACGACGAGCAGCACUUAUGGUACAUAUAGCAGCCAGGCACUGUCCCAGAGUCAGUUACCCAUCGGGUCGAUUAAGAUGCGCAGUUUGUGGCAAACAAUCACGUAAAUUACUCUCAGCCCUUAUUCACAGGAGCUCUCAUUUAUCCAACAGAGCGUUUUCAUGUAAGCGCUGUCCGUCUCGUUUCUGGAACGCAGCACUUCUCACGAGACACAAAAGAACUUGUAGGGGCAAAUUGGCAGAAUUAAGACAAAAGGGUGCACUUUGUUUAAAACUCACGACAGGAACGAUCUUUAAAAGGGGAGAGAGAGAAGGAAAUAUAUCAACCCUGCAAAUACAAUACAGUCACUGAGUGUGCUUUAUGAAUCCUAAAAACGUUAAACGUUGAUGCGUAAUUCAGAAAGACGGACUGAAUUACUGCAUGACAGAACUACUAAGGCUCGGUGUCUGACCCAUUGAAAGACUUGAGUGCUGUUAGAGCUUUUAUCCUUUCAUCAUUAAAGGUUCCUCAACUUCCAAAUUGAACAAAAUUACAAAUGCUUAACAGACCUCUUUUAUAAAAAUAUCAACGUCUGUGUUUUACUCACUUUACUCUGACUUAGAAAAUGUUAUACCUGUAUGUGUGUUAAAGAUCUUGACUGACAUUAGGUGAAUUUAUAGUGAUUUUACUAAUACAGCGUUUUCCUUAUCAGUAAUAAUUACUAUAAGUCAGCAGUUGCUCUGUAGAACUUUUCUGUCUCUGGUAUGUAUUCUGUGAAGUUUACUUAGAUGAAGUGUGAGGAUUUCAGCUCUUUAAUGUAAAUGCAUUAGUACCGUGAGGAGAGAAGAAAGAAGGUAUUAGAACGAUCAGUGUUUUGUUUAACUGUGCAUGUUAGACGCUGGCCUUAGGUAUUGUUUGAGUGUUGACUUAUUUAAAGGUUACACAGUGAAUACAGUAAAACAGUAUAAAAUCAACUGAAAAAGAAAAAUCCAGAAUAAGCUCUUCAUUUUGUCUUCAUGUUCAUGUUAGUAAGUGAUUAGCAGGAUUAUCAGAUCAUAAAGUAAAAACAAGCAUUAACAUGAAAAAAGGACAAGCAUUAACACUGUCAAUUUAUUUUAUAACAACACCUAGAAUAUUACUGCAGUAUUUUCCUAAGUUUCCUACCUGUCUUCAUUGUAUUUUUAUCAUUUUAUAUAUUAUUUUAUUCUGCUAUGUGUGUACAAGUGUUUGUGUGUCUGUGCAAGUGUUCGUGAAUGACUGUAUAUACACCAAAAUCCAUAACAUUAAAACCACCACAGAGCAGGUAUUAUUUGGGUGGUGUGUGUUGUGCUGGUAUGAGUGGAUCAGACACAGCAGCGCUGCUGGAGUUUUUAAACACCUCACUGUCACUGCUGGACUGAGAAUAGUCCACCAACCAAAAAUAUCCAGCCAACAGCGCCCUGUGGGCAGCGUCCUGUGACCACUGAUGAAGGUCUAGAAGAUGACCAACUCAAACAGCAGCAAUAGAUGAGCGAUCGUCUCUGACUUUACAUCUACAAGGUGGACCAACUAGGUAGGAGUGUCAAAUAGAGUGGACAGUGAGUGGACGGUAUUUAAAAACUCCAGCAGCGCUGCUGUGUCUGCUCCACUCAUACCAGCACAACACACACUAACACACCACCACCAUGUCAGUGUCACUGCAGUGCUGAGAAUGAUCCACCACCCAAAUAAUACCUGCUCUUUGGUGGUCCUGUGGGGGUCCUGACCAUUAAAGAACAGCAUGAAAGGGGGCUAACAAAGCAUGCAGAGAAACAGAUGGACUACAGUCAGUAAUUGUAGAACUACAAAGUGUUUCUAUAUGGUAAGUGGAGCUGAUAAAAUGGACAGUGAGUGUAGAAACAAGGAGGUGGUUUUAAUGUUAUGGCUGAUUGGUGUAUCUUUGUAUGUGAAUGUACAUCCGCAAAUCAGAAAAAGUAUGGAAAAUGCAAAUAAAUGCUUUCUUUGGUCAA